This is a messenger RNA of Staurois parvus, 385 nucleotides long. NCBI's taxonomy places the organism in Eukaryota, Metazoa, Chordata, Amphibia, Anura, Ranidae. The record is from the annotation of a GenBank genome assembly.
UCAAUCAGAGUCAGGGAUCAAGCAGGAUCAGACAGGAAGCAGACAAGAUGCAGGUACAGGGGCUCUUGGGAAACAUACACCAAGGCCCUGAUCACAGGCCUGGCCAUUCCUUAAAUACACCUGUUGUAAUCAGCUUCAGGUGAUGGCUCAUUGUAGGAGUGAGCCUCUGGUUGCUGAGAGCACCCGCUGGCCAGCCCUGGUACUGCAGCCCACAAGGCAGGUGAGUCCCACCACUAUUGGCGAGUCCACCUCCUGCAAUCAGCCCAGGUGUUGGCUAACUACAGGAGUGAGCUUCUGGCUGCUGAGAGCACCCGCUGGUCAGCCCUGGUACUGCAGCCCACACGGCAGGUGAGUCCCACCACCAGUGCUGAGUCCAUUCCUGACA